This is a messenger RNA of Lineus longissimus, 2607 nucleotides long. Its product is annotated as zinc transporter ZIP9-A-like. Gene Ontology annotation, biological process: zinc ion transport; transmembrane transport. Gene Ontology annotation, cellular component: membrane. Gene Ontology annotation, molecular function: metal ion transmembrane transporter activity. The transcript has 7 exons. The record is from RefSeq and is a predicted model, not a curated record. Lineage: Eukaryota; Metazoa; Nemertea; Pilidiophora; Heteronemertea; Lineidae. The coding region runs from base 116 to 1069 and encodes 317 amino acids.
UUAAUCAGUCCAAUCAAAAGUUUGAUGUGGCGGUGGUGAUUUUCACUUUUAGUCUGAUUUGUUUGUCAAACUCAUAUUUAUUGUCGAUGAAUGAUUAUUUUGAUUAUAUAACAUCAUGGAUGACUUCUGGACAGUGAUUCUCUUGUCUAUAGCCAUGUUAAUUGGCUGUUAUUUGGCUGGUUCCAUUCCAUUGGCGGUCUCUUUUUCCGAGGAAAAGUUGAAACUUGUGACGGUGCUUGGAGCUGGCUUGCUUGUCGGAACUGCAUUAUCUGUGAUCAUACCAGAAGGGGUGCACACUUUAUAUGAAACUAGGAAACAGGCAUUUCAUCUCCAUGAGGCUGCUGCUGCUGCUUCCAACCCUCUUGUGAAGAAAGAUGUCAAGGCAGAUGACCAUGGCCUUACACAUUCCCAUGACCAUAACGAUGCAGACCUUCAUAGUGUGAUCGGUGUGGCUCUUGUACUUGGCUUCGUCUUCAUGUUGCUGGUCGAUCAGAUCGGGGGUGGAUCACAUAGUCAUCAUGUCUCAGAUAGUGAAACUGGUACAACAAUACAGAGUCGAAGUAAAAUGACAGCUACCAUUGGUUUAGUAGUGCAUGCAGCAGCCGAUGGUGUUGCAUUGGGAGCUGCUGCAAGUAUGUCACAGGCUCAUGUUACGAUGAUAGUCUUCAUUGCGAUCAUGCUUCAUAAGGCACCAGCGGCAUUUGGAUUAGUAACGUUUUUACUUCAUGAUAAUUUUGAAAGAAACAGGAUACGUAGACAUCUGCUGGUAUUUUCACUAGCUGCUCCUGUGCUAGCUUUGAUAACAUUCUUUUGCCUAGGACAACAAAGUCAAGAAACGCUAUCUAAUAUAAACGCGACUGGAAUCGCUAUGUUAUUUAGUGCUGGCACCUUUCUUUAUGUCUCCACAGUCCACGUGCUUCCUGAGAUAGCUAGUAUGGGCAGUCAACCUACCACAGUUAAUGGAACUGUCAUUAUCAGGGAACAUAAGGGAUUCACGUGGUUAGAGUUGACUUUAUUGGUGAUUGGAUCAUUAGUACCUGUGCUGUUAUCACUUGGGCAUCAUCACUGAAGGAACAGAGCUGGAGGUAUUGAGAGAACUCAGAUACUCAGAGAGGGAGGAGUCUUUUUGUAGAAUUCAAGGUCUGAGAAGUGGACAUGGUGAAAAGGAUAAUAGGAGCUCGAAUAAUAGGAGCUAGAAUGUGCUCGGUCUUUGUUUGUUAGAAUUUAAAGUUUGAAUAUCAGAAUGAGACAUUUAAUGCAGGGUUACCCCGGACGUUGAAUUGGAUGAGUCCUGACUCCCAUGUUAGUCAUUGGCGAAAUCUGGUGGAUAUGACAAUAGAAAAGCUUAAAUCACCUCAAAUUGGCUGUUAUUGUUCAUUCUGGCCACCAUUUUUGGCCAUGGCCUGAUCCACUCAAUACAUACAUUGUAAGCAUUCAGGGAGGUAAUGAGCAAUGUGCAUUGAAAGGCCCUGAAAGAUCCAUUCAUAGUGUCUGAAAUCUGUCCUGUGGUUCAUGUUCAAUGUCUUUGGUACGUUGUAAUUGUAAAAUAUCUGCGUGACUGCAGAGAUAUCACUGUGGCAAUAAUGGCACUUGAAAUAGUUGUGACUGCUGAGUUAUAGAUAGUAUUAUAUGGCAUGAAUUCCAUGGAGUAUGUGGCAAUGUAGACGAUAAUCAUGUCACUAGAUUGACACCUCAUCGUCGCACACGAUAGCAGCGAGCAUGACAAAUGAGGCAAUUGGUCAUGCCUGCCAUUUGAUUAUGGAAAUGUCUUUAUGCUGAUUCAAUUUUAUCCUCUUCUUGAUUGUCGAAGUCACAUUGUGCAUGUCACAUGUCACAAUAGCAAGCGCUGAUUGGCCUAGAGAAUUAGUAAUGAUAACAUGCAUGUUACAUUAUCCUACAGUGGCAGGCAUAACCAAAACCAAUAAUCCCAUUUGUCCUCUGUUCUGCCUUCUUGUUGUGACAAUGGGGUACAAAUCUAGAUAUUCACAUACUUUAAAACACAAGCUAGAAAGUUGCAUGUCAAGUGGUGGGUAUUGUUCUUGUAGUAUUUGAGUGAUAUGUUUCCUCUCAAUUUACAUAACACGUAUCUAACCUGUAAUUCUUAUGUGGAUUAGUGAUCUUUUAAUUGAGUGACUAGUGCCUAAAAAUAUGAAUAACAGAAGAGUUCAUUACUCUCAAAGCACUAGUCAUGGUUAUGGUCAUGGUCACUGAGGUGGGUGGGGAUGGGUUGGUUCUGAUGGUUCUUCGAUCGUCAUUAUGAAAUCCUCCAGAAGGGGUUUGGUCAGUUAAGUAUAAGAUUGCAUUUGUUUCGACUUGUAACCGUCAAAUCAAUCAUAUCUCUCUGUGUGUACAAAACGGGGUUAAAGUGUGAUGAUUUGAAACGGCUAUUGGCUGGUGUCUGAGAAUUGAUAUUUAUGUGAGUUGAGAACCCAUGCAUGACAUGUUUAUUUGUACAUUAGCCGAAAACUUUGUGUAAUCUGUGCUACAUGUAUGUGGUUGAAAUUGAAAUGAUCAUAUCUUACUGAAGAAACAGUGCAGAUAGGAUGAGUGUGAGUACUAUGACUCUGAAGUACUACUUUUAUUUAAGUCCAAAAAGUUGAUAUUGUA